Molecule: messenger RNA, 4066 nt
Organism: Choloepus didactylus (southern two-toed sloth)
Lineage: Eukaryota; Metazoa; Chordata; Mammalia; Pilosa; Megalonychidae
Gene: CASP1
Product: caspase 1
Exons: 3
Coding region: 38-316 (92 amino acids)
Biological process (GO): regulation of apoptotic process; proteolysis
Cellular component (GO): protein-containing complex
Molecular function (GO): caspase binding; cysteine-type endopeptidase activity
Source: RefSeq, a predicted model, not a curated record
GUUUCAUACCACACAUCAAGGGUGAGAGAGAAAAGCCAUGGCGGACAUUGUCCUGAAGGAGAAGAGGAAGCUAUUUAUCCAAUCAGUGGACAAAGGUAUAAUGAGCAUCUUCCUGGAUGACCUACUAGAGGACAGAGUGCUGAGCCAGGAAGAGAUGGAGAGAAUAAGAGAUGAAAAUCCUGCAGUCACGGAUAAGGCCCGAGCUUUGAUUGACUCUGUCAUAAAGAAAGGGUCCCAGGCAAGCCAGAUUUUCAUCAAUCGGAUUUGUGAAGAAGACCCUCUCCUUGCAAAGAAGCUAGGGAUCUCUGCAGAGUGAAGACGGAAGCUCUGGUGGAAUCCAAGCUCUGGUUUCUGUUGUACUUCCUAAAGCCAAUUCUGAGGGAGAAGAUGUUCUUUGAAAGCUGUUUUCUAGAGUGUGGGGAAAGCCUAUGCCUGUCAUAUAACAGAUGUGUUCUGUGUCCAUCUACUUAUAUUGCAUUUCUUGUUUUUUUUCAAUUGUUCUUUGUUCUCCUGUGCUGCUCCAAAAUUAAAGAUAAUUAAUCAAUAAUAGUAAAGGUCAAGAGUACUUAUAAAAUAUCUUCCUUGCCACAUUCCUUUCAACCUAUAGUCAUUGAAAUCUAGAGGCAUUUGCACAAUACACUGUGAUAUAUACCUAACUAACACAGGGGCCCUGCCUCUGUAUGCAUCAAAUGAUAUCCUCUCAGUCGGUGUUGGCAUAGCUUUGCUUCCCCCUCAUACAUGUGCCAGUUUUCCCAGGGCCAUAGUCUAUAAUUAGAUGUAUUGAUUCUAUGUACUCUAAUGGGAGAGCUCUUCCUAGAAGAAAGUUCUUGGCAUAUACAAUACUGCUAUCAUAAGGCCUGCUCCAGAAAAUAUUCUGGAAUUUAUUGAUGGUUAAUUUAGCACAACAGUCUAGAUGGGAAGGAUGGAAAAAACUUUCUUGGGCUCAAAAUUUUAUGAGGCAUCCUAUGUCUCCCCCCCAUUCACAGCAGGGAAAUGGACCAUAUUUUAUAUAUGAUUAUCUUGUCAUAUAGGUAAUGUAAUGAAGACUUGAAGUGUUCCUCAUUUGUUAGCUCAUGCCAAUUCUUAACUUUCUGGAGUAAAUUUCUCAAGUGGGUGUUGUUAUACUGAGAUCCUCAUAAAACCUUAAAUAAAAUCCAAUUUAAUUCUUGUCCUUUUUGGAAUUGACAAUCAUAAUGAAUAGUGACCCUGGAGGGAAAAUUAAAAAUAGAUUUGAGUGACAUAUGUGACCAAGUAGUGGGAAUGAGGGUUUCUAAUGUUCUCCUCUUUGGAGUAGAGCAUAGACCACUGAGGGGCAGAUUGCAUUUGCUUGGGAGAUUCCAAAACUUGCCAUCAGGGCUCCCAUCAGAUGCAUUAUCAUAGAGUGCCCUUUGUGGACCAGCUGGCAGAGUAGCCUAGUGAUUAGGAUCCCAGGAUUGAUAGUCCAGAGGACUUGUGUUCAUAUGCUGGUCCCACCACAUUCUUGCUCUAUGACACUUAGAAAAUUGACUUGAUUCCUCUGAGCUAAUCAGCUAAAUGAACUAAUGCCUGCAAAAGGCCCAGUCCAGUACUUACCACAAAAUAACCAAGCAACAAAUGGUAGUUGCUUAUUAUGAUUAAUAAUUACUUGAUUCCUAUUAGUGUUCACAGUGACGUAGUACGGAGAAUAAAGAGAAUGGGGAACCAAACUCAUAAACAUACAAAAUAUUUUCCUGUAAACUCUCAUAUACAGCAUAGAACUAAACUUUCGAAAUGAUCUAUCCCAUGUGUCAGGAAUCUCUCUCGACCAUGGAGAAUUCAAUAUUUCAUGAGCCUGGGAAGGAGGAAAUGGGGGGGGCGGGGUUAUCAACAUCAGUGAGGAAUAAAUUGGGGAGAUUUUUCAGAACAUUAUGGGGAAAUUUUAUUGGCUUUGCACAACUAUCUGUGAUUCUAGCAAAAAGGGGACAUUCUCAUCAAUCUUCUCUUCUCAGAAGCAAAGUAAAAGCUCUUGUGACUCAGCAUUUCUCUGACUCCCAUUGUUCUCAAAUUCUGGCUGGAUUUCUCUGAGAACUCCACCAGUUCUUCUCAGGCUUGGAGCUGGAGUUCGUUCCCCUGUGAUUGGCAGUAGGCUAGAGGGUCACCUCACUAUUUGCUGCUGUGAUCAAUUUUGCCCAACAUGGAUAACUUUUCUCCUUAGUUAUCUCCAAAGUCCAAGUUGGCUCUGAUUUAGACAACUUCACUUUGAACACACCUGCCAUGCAGUAGUGAUCACUUCCGGAGCUGCCGUGAAACACAAUAUCCAGAGAACUAUUGAUUCUUUAGCUUAAUGUGUCUAAAUCCCACUUUGCUCAUAGAAAGCAGAAAUCAGGGAAGUCACCUCCAGACACCUUUUGUGGGAGAUUUUUAGAGGCUAAUCUCAGAUGUGCUGUGUUUUAUUGCUGCCACAGUCCAUGGGCUAGAACUGGGUCACCUGCCACUCCUAACUCUAAGAGUGGCUGGAAAUGUAGACCAGCUCUGUGCCCAGGAAGAGGAGGAGAGUCUUGUUGAAAAGCUAGCCUGUCUCCACCACAAAAUUUAAGCAAAGAGUUUUCAUUCUACACAAUACUGGAGGAGAGACAGAAAAUUCCUGGGUCCUGGAUGACAAGGAUGAUCUAAUGCUCUACCCUGAAGAUGGUGAUCUCAGCUUUAUUCCAUCCUGACAGGAUCAACAAGCACUAUGGUCCUAAUUAGCAAAGCUUAUUUUUACAUAAGUAAAAAAAUGCAGUCAGUCCAGCCUUUUCUUGCUGAAUAAUCAGUAUUUUAUUGGUCCUGGAACAGUUUUUCACCCACAAUUCUGGAAUAACUUCAUCCAGAAAUGCCCCUUUUCUCUUUGAAUAAAAGGUCCUUAUGUAGGGAAGAAAUUUAGAUACCAGGAAUUAAAAUUUUUCACCAAGUUAGAAAUUGCUUUGCUGAAUUUAUUCAGGGUGAUUAUCCAUGCAUUUUUACUUGGAUAUUUUAUAGGAUGCCCUAUUUUCUAAGAAAUAUUAAUUAUAAUUGAGGGCCAAAUUCUUCCAUUUAAUUUUUCCCAAUGUUCUCCAGACUUCCCUGUGAAGAGACAGAAAAUGUCUUCCAUCUAACAAAGGUUUCUAUAGUUUCCUUCAAUAUAUACAUUCUGAUGAUUUCUUACCUUCUGCAUCAUCAACAUACUUCAUGCUGCCUUGGUUUACCUGGACUGAAUAUACUGCAGUUUCUUCAAGUUCCUCUUCAAUUUGGAGUUCAAAAUUGAACAUAGUUUUCUAGUUGUAGCAGUUUAGUUCCUAAAAGACCCUUCAAAUAUCUGGAAAACAUAUUUCCAUUUUGAAACAGGCAAAAAUUACAUUAACCUCUUUAGCAAGUACAUCACAUUGUCAGAUACUAUUGAAAUUCUGGUCAGAUAAUAACUUGGGGCAUUUCUCACAAACCACUGUGAAAACUCUUCCUCAUAUAUUUGUGCAAUAUUUAGUGCUAUGAAUCCAUCCAGUGUGGACCUUGAUUGCAAUAUUUGUUAUUCCAGUUCAUGGACUCAUUAUUCCUUCUAGGCAUCCCUGUAUGUACACACAGUAGGUAGAAAUCCUGAAGGAAGGAAAAGGGCUAAUUUAAAAAAAUAUAUAUUCCUAAUGCCUAGUAUCACACCUGCUAUGCCUGUUAAGUAAAUAAAUAAGAUAUAGCUUUUAAAAAUAUUUAAAUAUAGUAAUUAAGAUCUACUCCCAUUAACCUUUAUCCUAGGCUUUUGAUCUUGUGAAUUCAAUUUUGAUCUUGUGUCUUAUUUUUUCUAACAUAUUGAUUCUUUUUCUGAGAGUCUUUUCAUGUAUAGCCUUGAAUGUCUCCUUAUUUAUGUUUUUUUAUCCAAAAUAUUUGUAAACUGUUGAUCCUAAGGGAUGAAGGUACAUCCCUGUGUCCUUCUGGCUUGGAAUGUGUUUAAAUAGUGGUGCGCUCACUCAACAGUGUUAAUGACUAGCCCAGGAUUCUCCUCUUAGAAAUGAAUUGCCUCCUUUCUGGCUCAUACUCUGAUGAUGCUGUGAGGAACACCAAGCGGGAUCAUCAGGAAUGCCAUUAUUCUUAAUAUUUUCUU